Molecule: messenger RNA, 1717 nt
Organism: Fomitopsis serialis
Lineage: Eukaryota; Fungi; Basidiomycota; Agaricomycetes; Polyporales; Fomitopsidaceae
Exons: 22
Coding region: 380-1456 (358 amino acids)
Source: RefSeq, a predicted model, not a curated record
CGGCGGCCCCGUGCGACAUGAGAGCUGGGAAGAUUCACCGAUGCGGGCCCGGCCUCGGAAGCCGAUUCGCACAAAUAUUUGGAAUGCAGUUCAACAAAUCUCAUGCACUGCUCCUUGUGUCUAUAAGGUUCUGUCAAUGGUACAAUGGACCGAUUCGGCCAUAUGAUUCGGUGGGAGCGAGUUCCAAGUCAAAUCAACAAACUGCAAAACCUUGUCGCUCCAUCAUCCGCCGCCGGAGAGAACCCGAGUGCCACCCGUUGCCGGAAGAGAAGACGUCCCAUGGAGUGAGUUAUAUUCGUCUCCGGUAGUCGAGGUAUAACUUCGCCUUCGUGGCGCCUGUGCGGAGUGGCUUGUCCCACACGCUUUGAGACCCUCAAUCAUGUCUGGCGAACAGACUCCAGUGCUUAAUCGUCCCACGCCGGUCUCGCAGUCAAUCUUCCAGCAGACAUAUGGUGGAUCGUUGGCAUGCUGCCAGAUUAUGCUGGUUUUCUAUGGACUCUCUGUCUUGCAGAGCUACUUGUACUUCAUUCGAUAUGAGAAAGAUCGUAUUUACUUGAGGCUACUGGUCCUAGUAUUGUUUUGCUUGUCGACAGUACAUUCGAUUUUUGUGUGUCACACUGUGUGGCACUACCUUGUUUUCAGCUACACUGAUGUGGCUUUACUUACUGACGGGGAAUGGUCUGUCUACGCGGCGACAACUGUUGGGGUCGUCACCUGCUUCUUAGUCCAAUGCUUCUUUGCGAGGACGUUAUACCAGUUGCUGAAAGGAAGAUGGAGAUUGAUUAUCACAACGGUCAUGAUCGUCUUGAUUUUGGCUCAGCUCGGAUUCGGAAUCACGCUUUCCUACAAACUGUUUCAGAUAUGGCAGCUGUAUCUUCUCAAGGAAGCCGUCUACAUCUCAAUGAUCCCUCUGUUCUGUGUUCGGAUGGCAGCAGAUGCUGUCACUGCCACCACGUUAUGUGUCGCGCUCUACGAAACGACGACCGACUUCCGAAGUUCCGUAAAGCUCAUAAAGAUGCUCAUCAUGUAUGCUGUCAACCGGUUCGUCCUGACGACUGUCGUGGUCGCAGUACAAACAAUUGUUCUGAUCGUCCGGCCAGGUGAAAUCUGGGCAAUGGUUCUCGAGUUCAUCACCGUACACAUCUACGUGAACAGUCUGCUGGCGACGCUGAACGCGCGCGAUCACCUCCGUCACAUCGGGACUGGCUCGUCGAUGGCCAUCGAAUCGCGCGUGCCGACUGGACGAUCUGCGCUGGUGUUCCGCUCGGGCCCCAUCGGCCGCUUCGACGACACUCUGGACGAGUCCUCGGGGGCUACCACAACGGAGCAUGUGCACGUCGACCUCCUGAGGAGCUUGGACCGUCCCGGCGGCCGUGACCGAAGCUUCGAGCUCGGUGAUCUGGACAAGAAGAUCAAGGCUUCGGAGACUGCGGACAACUCCGAUCGGCUGGUGUGACCAACCGAGUGAAUGCCGGGAUUGUACGCGGCGGUGGGCAAAUGGAGUUACUUGUGGGACGAGUCGGAUCGAGCCGUUUUCUCUCACUUCCGUUUGGCAGAUGGACGCUGUCAAUGCUACAUUCCACUCAUUGCCCUGAUCAUCACCUGUGUAAGUUAUGGGAACCCGCUGUACAAUGUAAUGGUACUGUCAGUGCCUGCCCUGCUGGUCUGGCGCAUGCAGACAUGAAAGCCUAACACCUGUCGCGUGUACCGCCUGAUG